This is a messenger RNA of Oncorhynchus tshawytscha (Chinook salmon), 2836 nucleotides long. RefSeq names its product mitochondrial basic amino acids transporter. Gene Ontology annotation, biological process: mitochondrial L-ornithine transmembrane transport. Gene Ontology annotation, cellular component: mitochondrion. Lineage: Eukaryota; Metazoa; Chordata; Actinopteri; Salmoniformes; Salmonidae. The transcript is spliced from 3 exons. Bases 1559 to 2461 code for a protein of 300 amino acids. The record is from RefSeq and is a predicted model, not a curated record. Gene Ontology annotation, molecular function: high-affinity L-arginine transmembrane transporter activity.
GCAAACUGAGUGCAUGAAGGAUGGACCGAGCAUUCGUGAAGGUCGCUAGCGCACUUGACCAAGGCGAGAAACUGGGCUGACGUAUGUUACCGUUGACCUAUUGUCUGACCUGACAAGGACAUGUUGGCCCUGUAGGAAUGGACAAAAGUGCCUGAGGGAUAAUAACAGUUUAGAGCUAGAACAUGGAUAUGGGCUGUACUCAGCUGUACCCCCUCCCAUCCCUGUAGUGAUGCAUCUAUUUGUCACUACUUUGCAUGUGAAGACUGUCCCAGUAGGGCAGCCCUGCGUCAGCAGGGAUUGAAGUGCCGAUAGACACUUUGCUGAGAGAAGCACGUACCUGUGGAUAGACUAGUUCAAGCAGAGUGAGGUCACCCACAGCUGGAUAGCUGAGUUGAGACCAAGCAGAACCACUACAAUCAUGGAGCCCAGAAAGCUUCAGACACAUCUAGUAUGUGGCUGAUGUUGCUGUGCAAAACAGGCAAUGGUGAAAAUGUCACUCCAUGGUGAGGGCUGGGGAGGCUGGCUCCUGUGCUACACCUAUGCUGUGUGUAAACAAACGUGUGACUUGAGGCAGGACUCCAGAGGAGACUAUGGUCGUUGAGGUCAGGAGUUCUGCCAGCUUAUCGAGGCUUUGUGCUAGGUGUGCUGAUUCUUCCCAACAGAUGGCGCCAAGGGGGUAUCCACUGCUAAUUGCUUGGUGUGAUGCCCUGAGGCACCGCGUUGCUUGUGAGCGGACUGUCUGUCCCAGGGUCGGAGCUGCAGGAGAAGGCUGAGACUUCUUGGGGAUCCUCCAGUUCUGUGAGGGAGGACUCCUAGUGACGACCUGGGUGAAUGUGGGCUUCUGGGGAUUCAGCACUUGCUUCUGGGGAUUCAGGGCUUGCUUCUGUGGUAACAGGGAGCCCAGCGCCUCACUCUCCUUUUCUUAGAAUUUAACCUGGCCUGGUGGGAUCGAUCUGUCCAUUCAGGUAGGGCAGCGCAUCUGAUUGCCUUCGAAGAAAGGUCAGUUAUUGACUCCUGCACUACCUCUUCAGUCUGGCUGGGUAGCGCAAACUGAGCAGAGGAGAAAUUCUUCUGUGGCAUAAUCCAUCUGCUGGUCAAAGGGUGCUGCCUAAUGUGGCAAGAGACAUGCCGUCGUCCUCGCAUCCGGAUUCUUCGGCAUUAAUGUCCACCCCCUGGUAAAAGUGGGGAUUCUCUGAAUCAGCCUGAAGCGCAGACUGAGGGGAUGUCUAAAGUAGCUUCUCCCUCUGGGACUUCGUUGUCAACUGAGUUGUCCUCAUACUUUCCAUGUACUUCGUGUCCUUAGACAUGAAGUACAUGGAAAGAGUUCAGCUGAGCGCAAUGCACAUAACUAGCGGGGUCGAUGGGAGCCUCCAUAGCGUCCCGGACGUGUAAUGCCUGCAGUUGCCAGGGUGAGCGUUGCUAGGCUUUUGCUGCUUUUUCUCCCCUUUCCCUGACGACUUGGCCGGUAAGCCUGUUGGACAUUGCGUUUCAACAGGACGGACAAAAGCAAAUGGAAUUACCGGGGGGCUAGCUACCCACUCCACGCGCUGCUCCUACAAUGGGGAAUUUGGGAGAGACACUGGGUAAUGUGAGCUUGAGCCAGGUACGACUCCAAGUUCAGAGUGUGGACAGACCUCUGUACCGCGGCACAUAUCAUUGCUUCCAGUCUAUCGUAAGGCAAGAGUCGAUGACGGGUCUGUACAAAGGCAUUGGCUCCCCCAUGAUGGGUCUGACGUUCAUUAACGCCAUCGUGUUCGGUGUCCAGGGCAACGCCAUGCGCAGGCUGGGCCACGAUACACCGCUCAACCAGUUCCUGGCCGGGGCGUCGGCGGGCGCGUUGCAGAGCGUCAUUUGCUGCCCCAUGGAGCUGGCCAAGACACGCAUGCAGCUGCAGGGGUUGGGUGAGAGGAAGUCCAAGCAGAAGCUGUACAAGAACUCUCUGGACUGCCUGGUGCGCAUCUACCGGAAGGAGGGCUUCCGCGGUAUCAACCGGGGUAUGGUGACCACGUUAGUCCGCGAGACACCGGGUUUCGGGAUCUACUUCCUGACCUACGAUGUACUGACGCGCUCUCUGGGCUGCGAACCCGAUGACCCCUACAUGAUCCUCAAGUUGCUGUUUGCCGGAGGCAUGUCGGGCAUCACCUCGUGGAUCUCCACCUACCCUGUGGAUGUCAUAAAGUCCCGGCUCCAGGCGGACGGCGUGGGCGGCCACAACAAGUACAGUGGCAUUGCUGACUGUGUGCGUCAGAGCCUGAAGCGGGAGGGCUGGCGGGUGUUCACGCACGGCCUCACCUCCACACUGCUCCGGGCGUUCCCCGUCAACGCCACAACCUUCGCCACCGUGACUCUGUUCCUCAUGUACAUGCGAGACGAUGAGGGCGCCGUCAAUGACUGCGAGCCCCAGCCUGCCCACUCCUCUCUCACUGUGAGCCCACAGCAGGCCCAGCCCUCAAGCUUGUGAAUGGGAGAAGGUGGUGUUUCUGCUCUGGUGACCCUCAUUGGGUUGGAAUUGGUCCCACAAUGCACCAGCUAAUAAGCUGAUGUGACUUGACCGCUCAACGUCAGCUUCACGAAGGCUAUUUUUACAAGAUUUAUGUAUGUUCAGAUGGUAAACCGCGCUUGUAAAUACUUGUCCCAUUUUGACCCCUGGUUUUGUACAGAGUACACUUUUUAAAUCUUUAAAAAUAAUUGAGUCUUUUUGAGAACUAAUUGGGGAAAGAAACUAGCAGUGAAAAAGCAUGUCUGACCUAGUCAUCCCUUAUGCUUGUACAGUGGGGCAAAAAAGUAUUUAGUCAGCCACCAAUUGUGCAAGUUCUCCCACUUAAAAAGAUGAGAG